UACCCGCAGUUGGGGACGGCCGGCCGGUAGCGCGCAUUCCUGUCAUGGCGGCCGCCGAAGUCGGGGUAGAGGGCGGUGGAGCCGCAGCCAGCCUGAGACCGGAUGCCGGGACGCAGCGGGCUGAGCUCAUGCCGCUGCUAGGGGCGACUCUGCGACCGGGGGAGUCCUGGUAUCUGAUUGACAGUCGGUGGUUCAAGCAGUGGAAGAAAUAUGUUGCUUUUGACAGCUGGGACCUCUACAAUGUUGGCGAGCCCAAUCUCUUCCCCGGACCGAUUGAUAACUCCGGGCUUUUUGCAGAUUCAGAAACUCAGACCUUGAAAGAACACCUCAUUGAUGAAUUGGAUUAUGUGUUAGUUCCUACUGAAGCCUGGAAUAAAUUAGUAAAUUGGUAUGGCUGUAUAGAGGGGCAGCAGCCAAUUGUGAGAAAAGUUGUAGAAUAUGGCCUGUUUGUGAAGCACUGUAAAGUAGAGGUUUAUCUGUUGGAGCUGAAGUUGUGUCAGAACAGUGAUCCUGUUAAACUUGUGAGCUCUUAUUUCAGCAAAGCAGACACUGUUGCUGCCAUUGAAAAAGAAAUGCGAAAACAGUUUGGUAUCCCUGAUGGAAAGGAAACUAGGUUGUGGAGCAGAUACAUAAGUAAUACUUAUGAGCAACUAAGCAAACUUGACAGCACUAUACAAGAUGCAGGGCUCUAUCAGGGACAGAUAGUAUUGGUAGAAGUGAAGAAUGAAGAUGGUUCAUGGCCCAGACAAUCUUCUCAGACAAAAUCAAGCACUGCAACUAGCAGAAAUCUAGCUACCUCUUCAAAAUCAUCAGCAACCUCUUGCUCCUCAGUAGGUGCCUCUUCAGGUAUUACAAAUGGUGAUAGCAAUAACUCCUAUGGUUUGAACUGCUCCAGCCUUGGCAAAGGAGGCUCUAGCUACUCUUGCAAUUCCUACAACAACAGGGAAAGCACUUUUCACUCACAGCCUGGCCUCUGUGGCCUCAGCAAUCUAGGAAAUACGUGUUUCAUGAACUCUGCAUUACAGUGUUUGAGUAACACACCUCCACUGACUGAGUAUUUUUUGGAAGAUGAGUAUGAAGCUGAAAUAAAUCAGGAAAAUCCUCUAGGAAUGAGAGGAGAAAUUGCAGAAGCAUAUGCAGAGCUCAUCAAACAGAUGUGGUCUGGAAUGCAUUCACAUGUGGCCCCCCGCAUGUUCAAAACCCAGGUUGGUCGCUUUGCUCCUCAGUUUUCAGGAUACCAGCAACAAGAUUCUCAGGAGCUCCUGGCCUUUCUUUUAGAUGGUUUACAUGAAGAUCUAAACAGAGUGAAGAAGAAACCCUACCUGGAGUUGAAGGAUGCUAAUGGCAGGCCUGACUCGGUGGUAGCCAAAGAAGCUUGGGAGAACCAUCGAUUACGUAAUGACUCUAUUAUUGUAGAUAUUUUUCAUGGUCUCUUCAAAUCCACAUUGGUCUGCCCCAAAUGUUCUAAGAUUUCAGUAACUUUUGACCCCUUUUGCUACUUAACUCUUCCAUUGCCCUUGAAGAAAGAUCGACCCAUGGAAGUGUUCUUGGUCUUUGCAGAUCCUCAGCGCAAACCUGUUCAGUACCGAGUAGUGGUGCCAAUGAUGGGUGGUAUAUCUGACCUGUGUGACGGACUCUCAAAGCUCUCCGGGGUACCUGCAGAAAACAUGGUGGUGACAGAUGUUUAUAACCACAGAUUCCACAAAAUUUUCCAAAUGGAUGAAGGCUUAAGUCAUAUUAUGCCAAAGGACAACAUCUUUGUAUAUGAAGUUUGUAAGCCACCUGAGGAUGGAGCUGAGUACAUCACUCUUUCAGUUUACUUCAGAGAAAAGAAAGCAAGACAAUCCAGUGCUACUCCAGGGACUGUUCUUUACGGUCAACCACUGCUCAUAGCUAUACCCAAACACAAGCUUACCCUAGAGUACUUGUACAGUGUUAUAUUGGAGCAGAUUAGCCGCUAUGUAAAACUUCCUUCAAAGGAAGAAUAUUCUGACAUAUAUCCAGAAAGUGAAACUUGCAAUGGCUCCAGCAGUGCAACAGAAGGUGAGGUUGAAGAGAUGGAGCAUCAAAAUGGUGAAGACGAAAGCAAGGAGAAGAUGUCAGAAACAGAGGCCUGCCAGUCAGAAGACUGCAUCCAGGAUGAGCUGGGAAAAGAGGGCCUACACCACAGAAAGCGACUCUUCAGCUUCAGUCUUGUGAAUUCCUAUGGGACAUCAGAAAUAAAUUCCCUUACUACAGAGGGAAAAAUCCUCAAGCUGAGUUCCCAUGCUACUCUUGCUAUUGAUUGGGACUCUGACACUCGGAAACUGCUUUUUGAUGAACUUGAAGCUCAGACAUUUGAAAAAGACAGCAGUAUGUGUCAACAACAGAAGAAGAAAACUACUGUAGCUCUUAGAGAUUGUAUAGAACUCUUCACAACUAUGGAAACGCUUGGCGAACAUGAUCCAUGGUACUGUCCUAAUUGCAAAAAACACCAGCAAGCUACUAAGAAAUUUGACCUGUGGUCACUGCCACGUAUUUUAGUAGUGCAUUUGAAACGCUUCUCAUACAACAGAUACUGGAGGGAUAAGCUUGACACUGUGGUUGAGUUUCCUAUCAGGGAUUUGAACAUGUCUGAGUUUGUUUGUGACCCGGCAGCGAGCCCAUAUGUAUAUGACCUCAUUGCAGUUUCCAAUCAUUAUGGAGGCAUGGGUGUGGGACAUUAUACUGCGUAUGCUAAGAAUAAAGUCAAUGGCAAAUGGUAUUAUUUUGAUGAUAGCAGUGUGUCUCCAGCAUCCGAAGAACAGAUAGUGACAAAAGCAGCUUACGUACUAUUCUACCAACGCAGAGAUAACAGGCUCAAGAGUAACCCAUCUCCUUGCACAAGCGUCGAGCAGAAAUCAGAAGAAUGUGAUGGCAUGGAUACUAACUGAACCUACAUUCAAACCAUCAAAUUGCUGAUCUGAAAGUGCAACUGAGAAGUGAUUUGGACCAUCUGUAAGACUCAAAACAAGAAGUCCAGUAAAGGAGGGUUCAGUGAGCAGUAACAAUGGAUAGCACAGGAGAAGCAAUAAGAUGACAACACUUGAGCAAAUCACAGCCAAAGAGCUUUUAAUCAAAUGGUAUCUUAGCAAUUCAAUAAAGUAUUCUCCAAAUCAGA
Varanus komodoensis (Komodo dragon) is the source of this 3139-nucleotide messenger RNA. It is a transcript of the gene USP4, whose product is annotated as ubiquitin specific peptidase 4. The transcript is spliced from 22 exons. Gene Ontology annotation, biological process: protein deubiquitination. The record is from RefSeq and is a predicted model, not a curated record. Lineage: Eukaryota; Metazoa; Chordata; Lepidosauria; Squamata; Varanidae. Bases 45 to 2912 code for a protein of 955 amino acids. Gene Ontology annotation, molecular function: cysteine-type deubiquitinase activity.